GCGCCACUUCCGGCGCGCUGCGGCGGGGCGGGCGAUGGCGGCCCAGUUCCGCAGCUACGUGUGGGACCCGGCGCUGAUCGUGGCGCAGAUGGUGCUGCUGCAGGCCGGCUACUACAGCUCGCUGGGGCUCUGGCUCGCCCUCCUCGGCACCCUGGGCAGGACCGGGCCCUCCCUCCACCAGGUCUUCAGCGACGAGAUUUUAGGCUUCUCAACCCCGCCGGGGAGGCUCUCCAUGAUGGCUUUCAUCCUCAAUGCGCUCACCUGUGCUCUGGGCUUGCUGUACUUCAUCCGCCGAGGAAAGCAGUGCCUGGAUUUCACAGUCACAGUUCACUUCUUCCACCUUCUGGGCUGCUGGAUUUAUAACUCACACUUUCCCUCGACUCUCACGUGGUGGCUGGUGCACAUCGUGUGUACUGCGCUGAUGGCUGCAAUCGGGGAGUACCUCUGUAUGAGGAUAGAACUCAGAGAAAUCCCCCUCAAUUCUGCCCCCAAAUCCAACGUAUAGACUCGCUCUGGCAACAAUAUGCUGCAUUAUGCCAUUGUUUCCAGCAUAAGUGCAUCUAAAUGCCUGAGAAUCACCACUGAAGAAGCACAGCAGGUCUGUUUAGACUUUUUUUUUUUUGGACCUUGGUGACUGCAUGAGCGUGAGCAUCUUCUCUGGCAUCAGCCAACAAUGGGGGAGGAGCAGAUGUUUAUUUUGUUAACACAAAGCAUUUAAUAUGACUGUAUGGCGAGCGUGCUCUUAAACUCUUCACUCAUAAGACUGUUAAAAGCCAGGUAGCAAAACUGGAUGUGUGAGGAGCAUCUGGAAUUUAACAAAUAUGGGGGUGCCCUGUAUGGGUAAUGCAAUGGUCAGCUCUUCUUGCAGGGGCUGGCACAGUGAGCAGUGGGGCUGGGAGCUGCUGCUUCCAAUCUGUAACUUGUUUGGGCUUUGGUUGGGAAAAAAGUCAAGGAAGAGAAUGGAUGGGGAGAAAGAAAAUAGUUGUACUUACCUGAAUCACCAGCUGAGACCCUAAAUAACCUGUAACAUUAGAUGGGUUUGUUUGCCGUUUCCGUGUUUAAUACAUAGAGAUGUCAGACAGCGGUUUGCUGAAGAAAUCUUUUGUAAUAAUAAAAAUAUUAUGUUGCUGUGAGCGUGUUACGGUUCUCCUGGGAAGCUGAGCACUUCAAGAAGUACCAUGAGUGUCUGUAUCAUGGCAACAGGAGGAGUCGGCCAGAGGAGAACAUGUGGCUGUAAGAUGCCUGCUGUUUAGGGCACAUAAAAUUUCCUACAAUAAAUAUUUCAUACCUCUGCUCUGAAAUGAAGGCAUCAAUGAGUGCUGUAUUGGGAAGUCAGCCAGUAUAAUGCUCGCUUCAGGAGCUGUCAGCAAUCAAGGGUCUCCACGUGUUCAGCCCGAGGCUGGAGCUGACCCGGGGAAGCUUGCAAAGGUGUCCUGGAGCCACGCUGCUGUUCCCACUUGCCUGGGUCUUCCUGUCAGGCUUCAGAAGUCUAGCAACAGAUCUGGUCUGGUAGAGGCGACGUUCAGUUAAGUGAGAGACUGCUGUUUGUGUCUCAAAAUAACAGGAUGUGCCUGCCUUUAGUGGCACUUCAAAUACACAUCACCUGUGGGCACACAGGGACACCACCUUACUGCUAAGGGGCCAAAGCUGGAUGGUUCCUCCAGCUCCCACAGCCCAAACAAGCAGAUCUGCAUCCUGCCUGAUUUCCACUGAGGGGUGACCAGUUUGUGCAAUACCAAAUGAGGGCAAAGCCAGUUCUAAGGACAGAUUUUCUCCUGUGCAGCAUCUUGCUGCAGUAACUUUCCUUUGUAUGUUAAUAUUUGUAAGUGGUAAUUUGCAUAAAUUGUUUGCUAGUUCAGUUUGUUGAAAAGUAGUGGGAUGAUUUGAGAUGUAGAAGUUGAUAAACUCUUUGAAGCUGCUCUUUUGACUUUUUUUACUGGCGGAGCUGUAUUUCAAUUCCUGCUUUCAUAUUCAGAUACUAUAAAUUGGGCCAGGAUAACAUCCUGAUGUUUUAAAUAGUUGGCAGGUCUGCCACAGAGGAGGAUUGCCGGUUACAUUUGUUUAGACAUCACUUUUUAUAUUCUGAGAUUUUGCCAGGACCUCUUCCUGACCAAAAGCCCCUUUAAGCACGGUUUUAAACAGCAGCAGUCAUUCAGAGGGAAGAGUUUGCACAAGUUUUUUUCUGGGCAGGAGCCAACGCUUGCUGGAGGGCCACCCAGAGGUCACUUCCUAGGGCUUUUCCUGCAACCCUGCUCUGCAGUCAACAAGACAAUUCAUCAAAACCUUGCUUGUUUCUCAUAUAUAAGGAUACUUGCCUUUCUUCAAGUCACCUUCAGCCUAGAUAUAAACUGGUCUUCCAGUAGGUGCCAGUAUCUCCUUCAGAAAAGAGCGGUGAGCAAGCAAGCGAUUGGGAUCAGAGCUCACAGCAGAAGGCACGCUCUGCCUCUGGGCUGGACAAACACUGGCUUGAUGUCAGUCGUAUUUUAAGACUCUUUGAGGGUCAUUUUGUCCUCUCCUGCUUUUUGUUGCUGUUAUUGAGAAAGAACAUCCCAGCCCUGCACAGGGAAAGUUUGCAGGUUUAAUUCAAGGCUUAACACCAAAGCACAGUGUGAACUUAUAUGUACUUCAAGGGUGGUCUUAAGGCAAAUCUGAGCUAGAAGACUAAUUACAGUGAAUAUGAGAGAGCAGAGGAAAAGCCACAUUCAUCCCAUUUCUUAAAGGAGAAUGGGUGGCUGAAUCCAGAGUUGCUGUGAGACCAUAUCAAAGAGGUGCUAUCUUUGUUCCCCUGUAAGGACAGAGAUGAAAACUUCAGACUGAGGAACACUUACCUCCUUUUUUUUCUGAACAUGAGAUAUGCUGUAACUGCUUCAGCAGCUUCCCUUGCCGGGGGUGGGGGAGGUGUGUGUGAGGGUACAGUUUGGUAUCUGGAGAUGCUCAGAGCAAGGCCACGAGAAGAAUCCUUGACAAAUGUGCAUUUAACACUGAGUCUGUGGGAGAUCCAAUGAGCUGCGCUGCAUCAGCACGAAGUGUGCUGUAGGAUUAGAAAUUCUUUCUGAAAGUCUGCUGACUUUGCCUUUGAGGGCUGAAUCUAUAUCCCUUUUUUGUUUUUUAAAGGAAAUCUACUGUAAUUGUCCUAGUCAUAGGGGAAGUUCUGCUAAAAGUGAAAUAUCGAUUGAGGAGGGAACCUCUGAAACUCAUCACUCCCAUACUGAGACCUAAUUUUCACUCACAUGCUUUCAGUCAAGAUUUCGGAGCACCUUUGGCUUUAAAAAAAAAAAAAAAAAAUUGCUGCUCUGUACCAGAAUGGUGGCAGAUGGUCUUUGUUUCAUAAUGAAUCUUUGUUUUUUGUGUGCAAUGGACUUGAGGGAUUUGCUUCCAGGGAAGAUAUGCCCCAACACCUGCUCUUCUUAGAGACAGUGGUAGUGUCAGUUAGCCAUUUGCAUCCAUGGUUUUGCAAAAAGACGACUUCUUGGAGAUCUCUGCUGAGACUUUUAUAUUCUCUUUCCCCAAAGCUGUUUAAAAGUAGAAAAUUUUAACAGAGAGAAAGACGCCAAAUCCAAAGAAAAGCUAAGGGUUGUGGGAUUUUGGGGGACUGUGCUUGUUUGUUUUCCUAAAGGCAUUAAACACCUAUUCUAAAUGAAGAGCAGGUACAGGAUUUGGAUCCAGAAGACUCCAGCCUUGCUUGUACACAAUACCCACCUGCUUUAGCUUUCCCCAGCUACAAACCAGAGGCAGGAGAAGAGAUAACAGGGGGAGUGGGGAGCAGGAUCAAACAGCACAUGCUGCUGCUGGAGCAGAGUAAGAAGAAAAACCAAAGGAGCUGAGUGGUUCACUGCAGGUUCUGCAGUGCUCUGGUUUACCCUUUCUCUCCUACUUAUCUUAAGGCUUUGUGUCUGAAAUGCCAAGUACAUAAGUAACAACUCUGUUGUCUGUAGAAAGCCUAGGUUCAUUGCACUGAAGUGCUGCCUGAACACCAGCUUCUCCUCCCUGACUUAUUUCUUGGAAUUUGCCUCAAUUUGUUCGUUCCCUCCUGCUGCUGCAGGAGCAGAACGUUAAGUGAGAGACAAGGUAAGAGGCAGAACACAUGAAUGCCAAAGCAGAGCAGCAUGAGCCAUCAUUAAAAAGCCCAACACCACUGUUGGUAAAAGGAUCCUUUGCUGUAGGAGAAGCUUGCCCACGUGCCUGUAAUGCAUCCAGUGGGAUCUCUGGGGCUAGCAGGGUCCCAGGUCCCCUGCUCAUACUGUAAAGCACAUUUUCAAGUUUGGGGACACCAUUUCAGAACUUCUCAGAUCCAUUUACAGUUGGAGGCAUCUAUUGCUGUGCCCACUCCCACAGCAGGCAGCACUCAGACCAUCAGUGCCAGGGUCACCCUUCACUGUUAGCAGCUGCCUGCCCCGACUGAGGACAAAGCAAGUGCCCUUAGUCAGGGACAAACAAUCUCUGAAAACAGCCAAAGUGAUGUGUGACACAUCUAGGAAAGCUCGGCCGAACGACCUCAUUAGUUGAAUGUGGAAAUUUCAGAUCUGAUGGAAGACAGCUGAGUCCCAUAAUUAGAACAUGGAGUUUACCACCACAUCCAGCUGUUGAGCCAUAGGUCUAGAGCAUGAUGAAGACCAGCUCUUUCCCCAUUCAGCACUGCAUGGGGACUGCACUGGAAGCAGCAGAACGUCCCAUCAGGACUCACUGUGCUUCCUCUUAGCGAGGAACUGCCCUGAGACCGUCCCAGGAACGGGUUACGUACCCACGCUGGGUCACCAUGGCUCCUACGGCCCUGUGCAGCCAGGCAGGGCACACAGCUUCAUUAGCAUCCUUAAAACACACAAUUGCAUCUUACUACCCAAAAAUACUGCCGAGUGUUUCUAACAGACCCAGAAAUCACUUGUAAGCACCUCCCUAUUACAAAUACUGUCAUGCCUGUACUGAAGCCGCAAAACUAACAAUUCCCUGAGCCACAAAGGAGGCAAGAAGAGACUCUGCUGUCGAGCAGGAGCGGGGACAAGUAACUUCUCUCGUGCUGUGGUUAAGGAAUACUAACGAAUGAGACUUUAGCAUUGUUGUUUAGCAUUGAGAGUGAACUAUAAUUGAACGACGGUGCUCGCACUAUGAAAAGCUUACAUGAGCAUUUCACCAAAGCCUCGGGCUGGAAGUUGUACACUUUCAACUAGAUAUUUUGAAUUUUACCCAGUUUAGUAAAAUAAGGCCGCACAGGUGGUUCAAGCUGGAAGAUAAGGAAGCCUCAGCCACCAGCAGAAGAGAAGGAACAUCCCGCCUGGACACAGAGAAAGAAUCCAGUGAGGAAUGAGAAGACCCCAGAGCUGAAUAUUACUGUUGGUCCAAACUGUCACAUGAGGGGUGGAAACUCAGAUUUUAAGGGUGUAAUUGCCCAAAUUUCUAUAUUAUUCUCCAUGGAGAUACCCAGAUCGAGCUGUUCAUGCUGCUGUACCAUUCAAAUAAACUACUUACUGAUUUUACUUUAAAUUA
Chroicocephalus ridibundus (black-headed gull) is the source of this 5481-nucleotide messenger RNA. It is a transcript of the gene SYS1, whose product is annotated as SYS1 golgi trafficking protein. Bases 35 to 505 code for a protein of 156 amino acids. The record is from RefSeq and is a predicted model, not a curated record. The transcript has 3 exons. Gene Ontology annotation, cellular component: trans-Golgi network; Golgi membrane. NCBI's taxonomy places the organism in Eukaryota, Metazoa, Chordata, Aves, Charadriiformes, Laridae. Gene Ontology annotation, biological process: Golgi to endosome transport; protein localization to Golgi apparatus; Golgi to plasma membrane protein transport.